AUGGCAGCCUCAAUGCACGCUUUGUCGCCCUCACUAGCUCGGAAUCUUUCUUCUUCACGGCAAUCCUCCCCUCGUCAGUCCGCCAUGGCGCCCAGGGCGCCGCCCACUAUGAAUCCAUGGGAGGUGAACGCCCUCAACUAUGAGUUUCCUGAACAGGGUUCUCUAAACCCCGAUGGCACCAUGGUAACAUCAGCUACCACCUGGCGCCAAGUUCAAGAUCCCGUCAUAUACCCGGGUCUUUACGCUCCCAGCGGGAUUGAUAUAAUGACGGUCCUGCUUCGCGUCGUUGGACGGCCAAACCCUCAGGUCGAUCUCGGUCCCGUCGACUGCUCUGUCGCCCUUGUCCUCUGUGACAUGCUCCAGGCCGACGCUCCCAUCAUCUACGUCUCCGACUCCUUCUCCGAGCUUACCGGCUACUCUUCCCAUGAGGUGAUGGGUCGCAACUGUCGCUUCCUGCAAUCCCCUCCAGGAGGACAGCGAGCCUCUAAGAGGAGCUCGGACAAGUCUGCCAUCCGUCGCAUGCGUCAGGCCGUGUUCUCCGGGCAGGAGAUUCAGCUGCCCGUGACCAACUACAAGAAGCACGGCCAGCCCUUCAAGAACCUCCUGUCUAUCAUCCCGGUUCCGGUGGAUAGCAGCGGUUCUCAAUACUGUGUUGGUUUCCUUUGUGAGACAGAUUAA
Messenger RNA from Fusarium keratoplasticum, 678 nucleotides. Its product is annotated as PAS domain-containing protein. Bases 1 to 678 code for a protein of 225 amino acids. Gene Ontology annotation, cellular component: nucleus. The transcript has 3 exons. The record is from RefSeq and is a predicted model, not a curated record. Lineage: Eukaryota; Fungi; Ascomycota; Sordariomycetes; Hypocreales; Nectriaceae.